Molecule: messenger RNA, 1426 nt
Organism: Salvia hispanica
Lineage: Eukaryota; Viridiplantae; Streptophyta; Magnoliopsida; Lamiales; Lamiaceae
Source: RefSeq, a predicted model, not a curated record
CUCAUUUCACCUUUUUCUUCAUUUUCCCCAAAAUUAGAAAUCCCAAAAUUGAAUCUGGAGAGCAGUGGCGCGCCUCCACUGCCUCUCUCACUCUUUCUCCUUUCCGACGAAUCGCCGACCGCCGGAGCUCCGUCAGCAUCGUAUACUCAUUCCAUCUCUCUCUGUGACAGAAACGACACCUCUUUCCAUCUCUCGCAUUCUCCAGCGAUUUCACCGAUAUGGGAGGGGGCGUCGCCUCUCUUCCACGGCGUCACUCCAGCCGUCACCAGCGGCUGCUUGUACUCCCUCCGGCGAUGCGUUUCGACACUCGGCGUCAAUUUCUUCCAUAUCUGCCCUCGCCGUCACUUCGCGCGAUCGCCGUCGGCUGUGCAGUGGUGCAUGCGGCGGUCACGCCCGCCCAGCUCUCCUUGCUGGCGUUUGGCGCUGUUCGCCGCCGUCCAGAGCUGAGCAGCCGCCGCCACCGUCCUUCGCGAGCCGCGGUUGCUGCUGCGCUGGACAGCCACUGCUGGAGCUGUUCGGCCGGUGGUCUCCGAGGAAGCCCCUCGGCCUUAAAGCUACGUUCUUUUACUUCCUUUCAUUACUAAGUAUUUUGUUGAGACUUGGGCAGUAGCUAUGUUGGAGACUUUUUGAUUGUUGUGUUUUAAGGUUGUGAUCUUGGAGAUAAAUUAGUUCACUGAAUGUUAUGGUUUGGCUAGGCAUUGGCUCAUAAAGAUCAUAUCUUUGGCUAUUGAUGUUAUUUCCAUGACUUCAUAAGUGAUCAUGCUUCUAUGGUUCUAAGUUCUGGAAAUUACUCUUGUGACUGUUCUAUUUGAUGCAAAGGGUAUGGUGGUGUUUACCUCUUGGAAAGAAAAGGAACUGUGGUGAUUGGGGAGUUCUCCUUGCUGACUUCAAACUCUCGACUCCAACUUACUCACUGUUAAACUCUCUCCCUAACCUCUAUUCUUUGGCUUCUGAUUGUGAAAUGGAUUUGUGGUGAGAGGAUGGAAAUGGCUGGCUAUGUAUUCAUAUAUAUAGAGGCCGAUACAAAUGUUUGUUGGGAUUUGGUCAAAGGGGUGUGUGCAGAGAGCAGUCUGCUGUCUUGGCUUCUUGCUAAGUAUGUUGGGAGCAGAUUUUUGUGCAGGUGGGGGAUCAGCUAUUUUGAGCUCGGAGUUGGCUCCCUUUUUCAAGUCUUCUUUAGGACACCCUGAAGCUGUCGGUGCAAGAGGGGUUGAGGUUGGAGCUGAUAAAAUAUUUUCACAGGAAGUGGGAAGGGGGAUAGGUGGGCUUCAAGUGGCUGAUUCUCUAGCUAUUGGGCCAAGCAUAAAAGAAUUUGGGCUCAAGAGAAAAUAGGCAUAGCCCAAUACUUGUAUUUUAUAUCAUUGUGGACUUGAUUGUUUAUUUGGACUUGAAUUCCUUUGUACUAAAUGAAAUUCGAAAAUUCUCUUGA